AUGCCCGGCGCGGCCAGGGCUCCGUCGGCUGCCGUCCCGAGCGGGCUGCCGGCCUCCACCUCCUCCUCCUCCUCCUGCUCCAACCCGGGGCUCUCCGGGGGUCUCCUGCCCCCGCAGGAGGCGGCCAAGCUCUACCGCGCCAACUACGUGCGCAACUCGCGGGCCAUCGGGGUGCUGUGGGCCAUCUUCACCAUCUGCUUCGCCAUCGUCAACGUGGUCUGCUUCUUCCAGCCUUACUGGAUCGGCGACGGCGUGGAGACCCCGCAGGCGGGCUACUUCGGCCUCUUCCACUUCUGCACCGGCAGCGGCGUCUCCCGGGAGCUGACCUGCCAGGGCAGCUUCGUCGACUUCGCCAGCCUGCCGUCGGGGGCUUUCAAAGCCGCCUCCUUCUUCAUCGGCCUCUCCAUGGCGCUGGUCGUCGCCUGCAUCCUCUCCUUCAGCCUCUUCUUCUUCUGCAACACGGCCACCGUCUACAAGAUCUGCGCCUGGAUGCAGCUCAGCUCCGGUAAAAGCCCGGGCGCCACGGUGCCGGGGGUGAUAUUCAACAUUCGUCUAAUUUUCCGAGUGACAGAAACAGAGUCCGUCAUGAAACGGUGA
Messenger RNA from Protobothrops mucrosquamatus (brown spotted pit viper), 597 nucleotides. Its product is annotated as LHFPL tetraspan subfamily member 3 protein-like. Gene Ontology annotation, biological process: sensory perception of sound. The transcript has 2 exons. Gene Ontology annotation, cellular component: plasma membrane. The record is from RefSeq and is a predicted model, not a curated record. Lineage: Eukaryota; Metazoa; Chordata; Lepidosauria; Squamata; Viperidae. The coding region runs from base 1 to 597 and encodes 198 amino acids.